Molecule: messenger RNA, 4840 nt
Organism: Caenorhabditis sp. 36 PRJEB53466
Lineage: Eukaryota; Metazoa; Nematoda; Chromadorea; Rhabditida; Rhabditidae
Source: the annotation of a GenBank genome assembly
AUGCCGCAUUUCAAUGAAGAAGAGGCGGCGGUCGAGCAGUUUCUGGCCGCCUUCAAUUUUAGUGAUAAAGGUGAGAGAGAGAGAGCAAGUGCGCUCCACCGAAAUUCGACGGGAAAUUUGAAUUUUGAGCGGUUCUCCGUGAAAACAGGAUUUUCUGUGGUUUUUGAUCAAAACAGGUCUGAAAUUGUGUAAAUCUAAGCAUUUUUAAGCUUCCCGGGAAACAUGUCUCAAUUUUGCGAAUUUAGGCCAAAAACGAGCAAGUUUCGUUCAAAAAUGCUCAAGAGAGCUCUUCUACACGAAAAGUUUGAAUUUUCAUCGAAAAGACCUUGAACCAAGGGUGAUGCCCGUUUUUGUUUUCAUAAAACACGCAUUUUUCAGUUGACGUGGAAACAGUACGAAAAGGUCUCUUCUCGCAAAGACAACUCAGCGACGUGAAUGCCUCCCGUGACUAUGUGGAUCAGUUUAUCAAAAAAUGUAUUCGAUUUUCAUGAUUUUCCAAUUCGUCAUUUAAUAUAGGCGAGCGCCGCGAUCCGACGGGCGUGAAGCCGCUGAAGAAGCGCGUGGACGCGGUGAUGAACGAAUCGGAGCAAAUGACGCUGAUGAUGGACUUUCUCGUGCGGUGCCGACAGGCUCACCUCUUCCACAACCCGGGCGGAAGCGCGACGCCCUCCAUCGGCUCCUCCUCCAACACCACCACUCCGUCCGUACAGUCGUCGCCGUUCCAGAGACGAUCCGCCAGUCGAACCAGGGUUCUCAGCACACUCAGUAAGCGCUUCUUGCCGUUUGAAAGCCUGUAUCAUCACACUUUACCGCUUUUGCCUUCCUUACAAUUAGUACUCUCGUACCGGCGACGUUUCACAGUUCGUACGACGUUCCAACCAUGUCAUCCUUACGGGCUUAUUCAGUGUAAUUUUUGUGGCAGCUUUUAUUCCUCCAGUUCUCAUAGCUCGUAUUAGAACGACACCAACAGACGUUCGAUCAAAACUCUUGUAGAGACAUCAAAAAGUGGAUGUAUAGUCUUGAUUGAACGGCUUUAAAGUACCGCUAUAUAACAGAUUCUAAGAUUCGAUGUUAGUGUAAAAGUGUGCUGUUUCAGCGGGCGAGCCGAGUCUGACGAACGAGAGCACCCGCUCGCGCGCCAACUCCUCGUUCACCUCCUACGACAAUCGAAUGAUCGGAGUGGAGCGGCAGCGGCCGAAGAGUCCGUACCGGAUGGCCACCAAUUCGGUGAUUCCCAGCACACGAGUCACUCCCCUAACGGCCAGCAAUCACUUGUUCGCGUGAGUUCAGACUGUUGUCAAAUUGAGGAGAAAAUGAGGAAAGUAUUUAUUUUCGAGCUUCCCGGAAUCUUCGAUUUGCGAAUUGAAACGCUUAAAAACACAAAUGCUGAACAAAGCGGUAAAACGUUUCUAAACUUUUUAGAAGUCAACACGAUAUUACUCUGGAAGACGAGUGGGUUUCACCGUGUGAAUUCUAAUCAAUAUUUUUCCCCCUACUAGAACUUAUUUACUCACUUAAUACCACCCCACAGUAGCUGUUUCAAUUCCACUCUCCCUCCUUUCAGUACGAACCAAACGUUCACGACGCCGACAAACCAUCCAACCGGCUACCUUCGGAAUCGAGACGACUCUCCGUCGGCGUACCUCCAACAUCGGGCGACGCCCACGCACACAAUGUUCACGCCGCAGCCGCCGACGGACGCGUCGAUUCGCAGCCAGCAGAGCAGUGUCAAGACGACGACGCCGCUUCACGCCCGGAUCGGAAGUGCCAUCAGUACGUUGGGUCAGAAUUGCAACACGCCGGGCCGGGCCCCAAAUUUUUUUUAUGAAUUAUUCAAUAGAUUGCAACAGUGGUCACCCACUUUUAGCAACUUUGUGAACAACGUCUUUGGGCUGGCCCGGAAUCUUGCCAGUCAACUUUGAAAGAAGUGAUAAUGAAAAUGAAUGCACAAGUGGAUUCCAAGAAGUCCGCUGCCUCAGCUUGACAAUUGAAGUACAGAACUUCUCGGAAUCCGCUUGAAGAGAUCAUUGAUUUCACUUUUGCACUCCUUUCGUUCAAUUAUCUGAAAAUGGCACCCUGAAUAGGCACACCUUUCCCCAUCUUCAAACAUUUGCAGCUCAUCCGGAAUCGCACGUGUGCGAGUGCCUUCUCUCCGCACUUCUUGGCAUGGAAACGCGUCUGUUCAGGCCGAUUCAUCGAAAAAUGAGCAUCACGUCGACGGCUUCGCUUUCCACGGUAAUAGCGGUGAUUGUGAAGUAUUAGUUUUGGAGCAGUCAACGAAAGCUCGAGUCUGAGGCCUGAAAUUGUAGGCUUCUUGCAGAAGCAAAGCAUUUAGGCUUCUUCAUAUGAGAAAAAUUGAGGUCCCACUAGACCUAGGGACCCUAAAUUCCAGUGUUGGUAUAGAUAAUCUACCUUGAUAGUUUUAACACAAGAAAAGCUUUCCAUAUUUGUUCUGUUUGCAGUCGCACGCGGCGGUGGCCCAAAGAGUGCUCUGCGUGGCCAAUCUCUACCUGCUCCUGUCCUAUCGAGAGCCCAACCAACCCGCGGAGGGCUCCGUCUCCUCGGCCCUCCUCGCCUCGAUCCGUUUCGUUCUCGGCGACUACACUGUUGAUAUUGACGGUCUGCGGCGGCAGAAAAACCUGAAAAUGCAUCAAAUCCUGCCGCUCAUCGACAAAUGGCACGUCCACCUGGAGCUGCUCGCCAAGGCGCAUCGCCUGAGGUUAGUGGGCAAGUGCGCUCCACCGAAAUUUCGUAUAAAUUUUGCAGAAACAUAGACCAACUGGAGCUGCUGGAGGCCCUUUACAUGCUCCACUGCUCGUACAGUUUCGACGACGAUCGCCGACGCGUGCUCGACAAAAUACUCGAGUACACGAUGGGCGUGUUCUGCAACCAGAUGAUGGAUUGGAUGACGAACGGAGAGACGCCGCCCGAGAAAUGGAUGAUACGAAAGGACGCGACACAGGGAAUCGCACUCAGAAAAGUGCCCGUCUUCAUGAGCGACGUCGACGCGAGAAUUGUAAGGAAAACAUGAGCAUGGACAUUUGACCCCCCGUUCAAAUUUUAACAACAAAUUUCUACAGCUUUUGUUCAAAUGUUCAAUUUCCGUCCACAUUUCAGCUUCUCGAAAUCGGAAAAUCUCUGCCACGCAUCGAAUCGGCGUCCGACGAAGAUUUGGCGGCAGUCGACAAAGCAACUACCGUCGUCCGCAGCGCGCUGAACUGCCAAGUGAUCUUCCGUCGCGAACUGACUCCCCUUCUCCGGAUCCUUCGGGACGUCGUGUGCGGAAUAGUGAUGAGACAAGUGCUGACGACCGGGCGCCUCAAAGAACACGUCCGCAAAGCCACCUCGUUCUUUUUGCUCGACGAUCCACGAUUCACGAUCACUCUUUUCAAUAUCAUCAAGUAUUUGAUAUUCAAUUUUUGCCAUUCAACCGCACUAUUCUCGCCUUCCAGAGACGCCUCGUACGGAAUGCCGGUCGGAAAGGUCUCGUUGAGCCGGCAGCAAGUGAGCGGAGCACUCGCGAGCGCUCUCGAAGCGACCACGGCCAGUGGGCAGAGCGAGAACGAGCAGAAGAGGGACAAGCUCAAGUUCAAGCUCGAUGUGCUCACCUCGGUGAGUGAUUUAGGCUGAAAAAUGCGAAUUUUUUUUAGUCCGGGUGAUCUUUUUUGUUGAAAACUUCCGCCAAAAGUGCGGUAGAGCGCACUUGCCCAACCAACGCACUUUAUUUUCAGCUGGACGGAACGCCGACAGUCUCGCCGAAAAUGGACUUUGUGCGGCCGCUGCGUCCGAAGUACGAGCCGACGAUGGAGAUUAUGAAGCCGAUUUUUGCGGCGUGUGAUAACGAGUGAGUAUCCUAGGCCACGGUCACAGUUUUCCUGUAAUUUGUCACAACCGGGCCGGAUUUUUCCAACUAUAGAUCACAUUUCGCUUUCAGAUACGAGUCGAUCUUCCACGUGAUCUGGGCGAUCGACCUGGCGCUGCUCUCCUCGCACGAGGCCUCCGCUCACCUGCCGGCAAUGAAGCGCUUCGUGCAGAAGGUGUACUGCCUUCGCGAGAACACGUGGUGCCUGAUCAACAUGCUCUCGCACACCUUCCUCCUUCUCAACGCCUCCCUCUCCCGCGUGCGCAGUCUGAUUUCCAUGCAGGCCGCCCAUCACCUCUCCCGAUUCGUGGCCGCCAUCGACGAGAAGUGCGACGACGUGGACGACGUGAUCGCCGAACACCGCAAAUUCGUACUCCGUCUCUGCGUCGUCGUCUUUGUCCGAAACAACGAUCGCAUCGAAACGGAGCUCUCGAACCUGUUGCUGUUGGCGUUCGACGUGCAAAAAGUGGUCGAGGAGGUGUGGAGGGUGUGGAAUGAGGUGAUCGAGACGACGAAGGACGACGAGAACGUGCGGAAGGCGCGCGUCGCAGAAAUGUGCCAGAAGAGGAUUGUCGAAGUGCGAUUGCUCUACGACAAGGCCAAUGUGAGUAGAAUGUUUAUUUUUAUUUUAUUUUUUUUUAGACUGAAAAAAAUCAAAUUUUUUGCAAUACUUACCGUGACUUUGACUCUGCUUUCCAAUUUUUGAAAGCACGCUUCGAUUCAGCAUAGCCGUAUCACUCUGUUUUUUUUUCAGAAAUCCGUCCAAGAGUACUUCCCCAGAAAAUUUGCUUUGUUUUGAAGUAUGUUUAGUGAAAUUUUCGCGAAACAUGGAUGUCUAGGUCAAAAACAGAAAGUUUCACUCAACAUACUUUAAUCUGGGCUCCAAAUGAACGCCUUUUCUUUCAGAAAACGCAGAAAAACCUGACGGAACUGUUAGAUCACCAGAUCGCGUUCGGCAACGAAGCGCUUCUCGAAUAA